Rhipicephalus sanguineus (brown dog tick) is the source of this 3882-nucleotide messenger RNA. Its product is annotated as period circadian protein. The transcript has 22 exons. Gene Ontology annotation, cellular component: nucleus; cytoplasm. The coding region runs from base 291 to 3584 and encodes 1097 amino acids. Lineage: Eukaryota; Metazoa; Arthropoda; Arachnida; Ixodida; Ixodidae. Gene Ontology annotation, molecular function: transcription cis-regulatory region binding; transcription corepressor binding. The record is from RefSeq and is a predicted model, not a curated record. Gene Ontology annotation, biological process: circadian regulation of gene expression; negative regulation of transcription by RNA polymerase II; entrainment of circadian clock by photoperiod.
CGACACGGGCCCCCACCACGGGAUGUACCCCGACGACGCCGCAGCAGGGAUGAGCUUGGGCAGUUUCUUGGAUUUUUGUGUGUCGAAUCCGGCGCGAGAGCCCGUGUCUUCCCGUCUGCGUCCGGCCCCAGUGUUGAGCCUUCGUCCGGCGUGAGCCCCCAACGCUGUAAGAGGCCCGCGCGAUAAUCGCGACGUCCACGGAGGAGCCGGCCCGGGAGGACCGGGCGCCAGCGGGCGGAGCCGUCCUCCUCGGUGGGGCCAGCCCACCCUCCGCCCCCAGCAAGCGGAACAUGAAGUCGCUGAUGCCCGACGUGUACCCCGACCAGCUAAGGGAGCUCAACCCGCUCAUCUGCUACGUGCAGUGCCUGCGCGAUCAUGCUGACGACACCUCCAACGCGAGCAAAAAGGCCCACAUCCGAUCCAGCGCUUUCAAACACUUGAAGAAUGAAAGUUGUGUCAAAAAUGGGGAAGGAUUUGCUAUCGCCGUGUCCCUUCAAGACGGAACAAUCAUCUACGUAUCUGGCUCCAUCACUUCUCACCUUGGCUAUUCAAAGGAUAUGCUUCUCGGUCAAUGCAUAAUGAACUUCCUGUACCCCCGUGACCGCAUCACCUUCGCCAAUCACCUAAGCCACGGCCUCAACUCUUGGUUCAAUGAGGAUGCGAAAGGUAUUUGCCACAACCGAAGCCAGAGCACCUUCCUAUGCAGAUUCAGGCAAUACCAGAGCCUGAAAUUCGGCUACGGCAUCUCGGACAAGAAGGUGCAGUACAAGCCAUUCCAGAUGUCCGUUUACAUCAAGGACGCCGCCAACGGCGAUGACGUCAGCGUCGAGAACGCCUCCACCGCCAUGUGCCUCGUGGUCACCACAGUCGCCAUCAAGACGGCCUACAGGGUGCCAGCGGAAACUCCCGCCAUGACGUAUUUUUCCACACGCCAUACGGCAUCCUGCCAUUACAGCCACGUUGAUCUCAGCGCUGCAGUGUACCUUGGAUACUUGCCUCAAGACAUGCUGGGCCAUUCAGUGUUCGAUUUUUACUGCCCGGAGGACAUGGAGUUGCUGAGGGGCAUCUACGACUUGGUGAUGAAAGAGCAGGGACACUCUUUCCGAAGCAAGCCGUAUCGUUUCAGAGCGCUCAACGGUUGUUUUAUUAAGCUCGAGACAGAUUGGUCCUGCUUCAUCAAUCCUUGGACGCGAAAGCUGGAGUUCGUGGUCGGCCAGCACAGGGUUAUCGAGGGUCCGACGAAUCCAGACGUGUUCGCCGAGUCGUCACCCGAGGGCUUCUUGGGGGACCAGCCUAUGACGGGGGAAGCCCACAAUAACAACAGACUCAUACAGCAACAGAUCAAGGACAUCCUUUCACAGACGGUGAAACUUCGAGAAAACAGCAACAUGCGGCAGCGAUCCAACAAGAGGCGGAAAGAGCUCGCAUCUUUCGUCAGCACUCUCGUGGGAGAGCUGGCACACAAGCGAGUCGCAGACAAAGGAGAGGAGCAAGUAACCGUAACAGCAGAAGGAUGCACAUGCUCCGACCUCGGAUCGGUUGUGAUGGGGGAGAUUUCACCUCACCAGGAGCUCCACGACUCGGAUCCUUCGAGCGAGUCGCCGCCAAACAUCCAGGAGAUAAGAUACCAAGAAAAUAUCGAGAGGUUCUUCGCAAGCAACCCGAAGACAAAUUCAUCCGACGAACCGGCAGAGAUAAAAAUUGAUAACGAUCGUAAUUCGCCCGAGAACCGAGAAGAAGAGGCUAUCAAGGCCACAGCUUCGCCGCAAUCUUCCGAAGACAAGUCGGCCUCGGACUUCGCGGUGGUUGACAGCAACUACGCCAGCGCUGGAGGCAGUGGAGUGAGCGGCAUCGGAUGCGGAAGCGGCAGCGGGAGCGGAAGUGGCAGCGGAAGUAAAGGCAGUGGAGGAAGCGGCGGUAGCGGAUCCGGCAGUGGUGACGGAGGCAGCGCUGGCGGCGGCCGUAGUUCCGACUCUAAGCGAAAGCACUCUUCAGUCACGACCGGUGACUCUGGGAACGAGUCCCUAACCGUCAAGGAGCAGCAGAUGCGCGCCAGCAGCAGUAGCAGCAGCCGCAACGGCAGCGCGGGAGCCGCGAGCGCGGACGACAGGUACCCGCCCUGCCCGCCGCUCACCGAGGAGGUGCUGCUGCAGUACAACCGACUGGCCUACAAGCACAUGAAGCAGCAGCACCAACAUCAGCAGCAGCAGCCCGGGGUGGGCAACGGAGGCGGCGCGACCGCGGACGACUACAAGGACAACCACCGGCUCAAGCGCAGCGGAUCGCCGCUCGUCAACUCGAACCUGCACAAGCACAACAAGUCCUGCAGGGAGAGCACGGCGGCCGACGGCUCAGCAGCUGCAUCAGCGGCGCCGUUUCCUCCACUGCUGCACGCCGCCGCAUCGCUGGUCACCUCGCAGCCGGACAACGUGGCUGCCUUCGUCCCGAACCUGGCCAUCCCCACCUACACCUACGUGCCGCUAGGGGGAGCGCAGUCACCCUCCAGCACUGCGCCAUUUCUCAUACCCGUGAUGUACGUGGGUGGCGUGCCACUGUACCCUUCGCUGCCGACGGGUGACGGACCGCAGUCCAAGGGCAUGUGGCAAUGCGGCGCCCUGCCGCUCAUGCCUCUGUGGCAGCAACCGCCCGUCAACAGAGGCACUGCCAGCGGACAGGAGGCGACCAAAGCCGACGCCAAGACACCGGGAGCCCCGACGGGGGCCGCCACCGAAAAGCACUCCGACGAUGCGCUAAGGAAGCCCCUCCAAGAAGGGACAGACAAGACGAGCGGUCCGGCGACCAUUACGGGCCUCGGCGACGGCUACGCCAACGGCAGACGGGGCAGCGGCGGUGCCAAUGGCGGCACUGAAAUGGAGGGUUGCUCGAUGCGACCCUUCAAACCGUACUCGACGGGGUUCGGCAGCGGUCCCACAGCCGGAAGCACCAAGUCGGAUGCGGACGACCGGCGCCACAGCCAGAGCACCGAGAAAGACAUGCACCAGGACGACUCCGUGUCGCUCUCGUUCGAGUCAUCUUUCUUCGAGAAGUCCGAGAACUCGGAAAGCCAGUUCUCUUCCGAGAAGUCUUCUGAGGACACGGACUCCGAGAUGAAGGACCGCCGACGCAAGCAGCCCUCCCGGGCUGUGCUGCGCGAGCCGCACUGGACCGAGGGCGUAUCGCUGACGGCGGAGCUAGUCUACCGGUACCAAAUGCGGGCGCCCGACGCGGCCGACGUGCUGCGCGGGGACAGGGACAAGCUGCAGCGGAUGCAGCAGCCGAGGUUGGUCAACGAGCAACUGUCCGUGCUGCAGCUCGAGUUGGAAGACGCGCUCGACGGCGAGCCCGCUGCAGAGGACGAGCCCAUGAGAGGGGGUUCCAAAGCCUGCUCACCCUCCGCGGGACUCGGGUCGUCCAAGUCCGCGACGCUUCCGGACGCCACUGCAGAAGCCGCGGAAGCGCAGGGAUGCGCCAUGUACGCCAUGGAAGAGGACGACCUCACGCAAGAGAUGGCAGCGAAGGAAGAACGCCUUCUCUCCUCAUACGACCCUGACUUCGCUCUUGCCGACUCCGACGCUGAAUUUUGAUUGGUAAUCAUCGCGUUUCUCUCUCUCUCUCAUUGGAUCAAGUUCACCGCGCCUGACAUUCCUGUGGAAGAACAAAAAGUAAAGAAAAGAAAAGAAGAGAGGCGGCCCCCUCUCCUUCUCUGUCUCGUCCUCCUACAAGCAUCGCGCAGCGAGCAUAACGGCCUCACGAACGGCGAACAUUCAAGCUUCCCGUCCGCGCGCGCCGCGCUGCGCGCUCCAAGUGUGGUCGCACCUGUUCAUCAACAACUGUGUACGUCUGUCCAUAUCUUCUCUGAUCAAUAAAGACCAGUUACCGCAA